Exaiptasia diaphana is the source of this 1179-nucleotide messenger RNA. RefSeq lists its product as uncharacterized. Bases 264 to 764 code for a protein of 166 amino acids. Lineage: Eukaryota; Metazoa; Cnidaria; Anthozoa; Actiniaria; Aiptasiidae. The record is from RefSeq and is a predicted model, not a curated record. The transcript has 4 exons.
CCCGUCUCCACGUCGUUGUAAAACAGUAUUUAAUCAAAAUCGGAACCAUUUCACAGCACGAUGAUCGUACAAAGUCAAGAAUACAACUUGGUACCUGUGAACUUAACGAUUGCUGGAUAAAAGAGGAUCUUAAGUCGAGAAAAUCRUCUCUUGUUUUCKUUCAAGACUGCUUYUUUCAGCAGAUUCCGAGACGCAGAAAGCGCAACACAGCCUGCGACAAGAAAAACAAUGGCAAAAAUAAAGCAAGAUGGAUCCAAACUGCAAUGCGACCGCCGACAAUCUGCUUACAAACUUCCACUAAUGUGGGCUUCUUUAUACCAGCGACUGGUUACAUACUCAGCGUACGCUUGACGUGGCAAAGUGGAGUGAUAUCAUGUAACAAGGAUAAAGAUCACUGUGCCGCUUACUGGGGCUGCGCAUGUUACGACCACUCCAAACCAACUAGUACUGAUACCAGACUUGACAUCAUAAUUACAGAUCAUAACAGCCACAAGGUGUUUCCAGAUCUUAAAUUACCAGAUCAGAACGACCGCAUAUGGUACACUUUACCAGAUCAAACUAACGAGCAGCAAGUUUUGACGUUUCCGAAUCUAACACAACCGCUGAGAGUGAGGAAUGGCGAGAAGUUCAUAGUCUGGUAUAGCACUCAUUUACUUAAUCCUGGCCCACACUGGUCAAAGGCUGAUGGAAAUGUUUGCUUUUCAGUUGAAGUUUUGUUUAGUCAGGUCGACGCUGACGAUGAUCACGAUCCUUUUUUAAGAUAAUACGGUCUUCAGAGAGAACAAGGUGUUAUCGCUCGUUAGCCUGUUGGUAGACCAGAAGGGAACACGGAGAACKAAACCGGCUUACUAAGACAAUCUAGAACAUUCAUAGACCUUCAUAUGCCAUGAAUUURUUGUCAGCAAACGCGCGCCUGAACCAGCACUGUGUAUGAUAAUAAACUAUAUAUACUAGCAGAUCGCGAAUAUUGUGAAAUACUCUCAUUAUUUAGAAAUWUCUAGCAUAGAAAGUUUUCUAGAUGCGAACGCGACGCAAAGCACGUGGUUUAAUCAACACCCUUCUUUUAUUAAAGUAAUUAGUGAUCUACGUUUCACGGAUUUAGCGUGCUAUGCAAGUUUCAAUCUCGAAAGCCAAUGUAGGAAAACAAUGUAAAAGGAAAUAAAGUUUGAUUGGUUGAAA